Messenger RNA from Leptidea sinapis, 1215 nucleotides. RefSeq lists its product as uncharacterized. The record is from RefSeq and is a predicted model, not a curated record. Bases 276 to 1115 code for a protein of 279 amino acids. The transcript has 2 exons. Lineage: Eukaryota; Metazoa; Arthropoda; Insecta; Lepidoptera; Pieridae.
UAUUACAUAAGCUUAACCUCAACAGUCAACGCGAAAAAAUGUAGAUUAUAAAAAAUGUAUCAACACUCAACCAUCAGAUUGAGCAUCAAUAGCUCGUUAUAAGUGUUCUAUUGGUGUUCUGUGAUCAACAUUCAAUAGUGAACUGAACAGACGAGAACUUAAAACUGCAAAGUUUAAAAAAUAUCAACAUUUAAAAACUUACAAUCACUUCAAUCUGAUACUUAUGUGAAUACAUCUUGAAAAAUUAAAUGUAAUUAAUCAAUAAAUUAUAAACGAUGGCCCUAACCCUUAGACGAAAAUUAGUAAGUAAUGUUUACAAAUCUUGUAGAAGUUAUAGUGAUGCAGAAAAAUCGAUUUAUCAAAAGCAUGAAGAGGCUAAACAUGUCAAAGAACUUUACGAAUGGCGAAAACCUUGGAUAAAAAGGGACGGAGAAAACCGAAGUACAUUGAACAUUUUUGUUGAAAACAAUCCUAAAAUGAGUGUUCUUUAUGCGAUGCAAAGGCUGCCCCAUAUAACAUUUCAAGAUGUGAAGGAUUGGUGGGCUGACAUAAAAGAUAUACAAGAAGUAGAGAAUCAAAAGUAUUUACCAGAGCGAGUAGCAACCCUUGGUGUUAAUUUAGCAGCUGUACAUUACUUUACAUAUAGGCAAGCAGUAGUAAGACUAAAAGGUAAAAUGGAGUGGAUAUCUGGUGAUAUAACUACAUUAAAUCUUCCCACUACUUAUGCUGAUGGAUAUCAAGUUGAAGCAGUAGACUGUUCUAAAUUUCACCUCAAAGGAAUCAGAUAUGAAGGCUUGCAGAAUCUUUCAGGCCUCAACUUCCUCAAAUGGCUUUCAUUGAGAAACAAUAAAUUUAUAGAUGUGUGGUGUUUCGACAGAUUGGCUGGCCAGAAUGGUAAAACUAUUGAAUUCUUAGACAUUAGCGGCUGUAAUUUGUGUGUGGGCUCAAUAUUUGCUCUUUCUAGAAUGUCAGCUCUUAAAUAUUUAGUAAUUACUGACCCUGGAGAAAACAUAGAAAUUCAAGCUGCCAUUUCUGAACUAGAACAAGAACGACCAGAACUUACAAUUAAAACAUUAGAAAAUAUAGAACAUUUAAAGAAAUCUAUUGAUCAUUAAUACUUACCAACAAGUAAUUUGUGGAUGUACUUCUUAAUAUCAACUAGAUAUGUUAAAGUGUUAAAUUUAGGAACUAAUGAAAUAAAACACAAAAAUUGUU